Dendroctonus ponderosae (mountain pine beetle) is the source of this 1912-nucleotide messenger RNA. RefSeq names its product cold and drought-regulated protein CORA-like. Bases 1596 to 1889 code for a protein of 97 amino acids. The transcript has 3 exons. The record is from RefSeq and is a predicted model, not a curated record. Lineage: Eukaryota; Metazoa; Arthropoda; Insecta; Coleoptera; Curculionidae.
AAAUCAAAAAGUUUUAUAUAUAAUUCACAUUCUAUUUAAGUACUAAUUAACGUAUUUUUUUGCGUGUUUCUUGUUGUUGUAAUUUUUUGACUGGAGCUUGAGAACCGUUGAUAAGAAUUUAUUGCGUUAUUUCCACACCUGUUUGUUGUUGUUUUUAUUUAAUUGGAUUCUUACUAUGUUUUUUCUUCAAUUAUUCUCUAUUGAUUUAGUUAUGGCAAAAUUUAAAUAAAAUAUCCGCUUAUAAAGGUAGGUCAAGCUUACGUAUUAUUUAAAUCAAGUGUCAAAAUUAAUGGGUUUGCAUUAAGAAUAACACGCAAAAAAAUAACUACCUGACGGUUUUUCAAAAUGCAGAUGGGUCAAGUCGGUCAAUAAAGUUGGUUGAUGUUUAAUGUUGUGAUUUGUUGGUAUGUCUUAGUAAAACCACGUUGGCUAUAAAAAAAAAUUAACUAUUAAUGAGCAAAUGUGAGUUUGUUAGAUAGUAACGCCCGCCCGUAUUAAAGUGGUCAUCAACUCCGUCUGUUUAUUCUCAGAAUUUUGUCGACAGAACUACAAAAGCUUUUAAGCUGGCAAUUGAUUGCAGUAUUUGCAGCAACUAUCUGAAAAUAUACAGAGUGGCACAGAGAAAAUGGAACAGAAGCAUUUUCCGGUAUUUAGAAAUGCAAAGUUGAAAAGUGCUCGGGCACCUAAACUUUAAAUUCCAGGCCGACGCAUUAUGGAAAAAGAUAAGGUUUUUUAGGGACAUAAUGUGUCCCUCUCUAAAUCCCUGAAAAUGUUUCUGCAUCAUUUUCAAAGCGCCAACCUCUAUAAAAUCGAUUGUUUACUGCAAACAUUAAUAAUAUCGAUUUGCGUUUGUUUAUAUCUUACGGUUUUCUUUGGGAAAAAUGCAUUAAUUGAACAAGUUGAUACUGACAAUUUUUUUUUAUCGUAAAUCAGCUUUUUAAGUAUCCUGAAGGUAAACAUUUCUGGCACCAAUUUUUACUUUUUGGGGACACCCUAUAGGCAAGUUAGUUUGUUUAUUUAUAACUUUCUCAUCUUUGCGUGAUUUGUCGCUGUUUUUACCGAGUACCACUUACAACAUUGUUGUCAAAAAAAUCACCGAAAGCUUUUUGCCGUGAAUUUUAACGCUCUUUUAUUUGCUUGGCAGAUUAACACCUUUUCAGUAUGCAUUCAAUUUUAUACUUCUGAAAAAUUAAAUGAAUUUUUAGUUAUAAAGGACCUAAUGCAUUUAAACAAGGAUUAAUAGAGGUCGAUGUUUAAAAACGUUUGAAGAAUCCAAUGAAACAUUUCCUUUUACCAAGAAACCGGUGUUCUUGUGUAUGUGGGGCCGAGAAUUUCAUAAAUGUCUCCGUUAGUCUCUCCGAAUCGGUCAGCCUAAAAAUCCUUACAUAAGAAAAAAUGAAGGCGGCACUAUAUAAGAGAAAUUGCACAUUGAUUACGGCAUACUUUGUCUCACGGAUGUCUCAGAUCUGAACCAAUGCCUUGAACACCCAACAUGUUUAAACAAAUAGAAAAUUGAUUAUAAACUAAAUCUGUCUCGGUAGUGUUCAAGUGUAGAAAGUGAAGCGCGGUAAAGUGGAGGUGCAUCUAACAGUAAAAUGGUCAAUAAGGCAUUCAUAUCACUCAUAGCUUUAACUUUGAGCUUGAGCUUUUGCGCCAGUCAACCAGUCUCCAAACUGGAGACAUCAGCUGAACCGAAAUUUUUUGGACUUGCGGCCCUAUAUGGGGGCAUUUUGGCUGCGGGACUAGCAAAUAACGGAGGAUGGAAUUCCGGGGGAGGACAUCAGAAACCUGGACAUGGUCAUGGUGGACAUGGAGGGCACGGCAAUCAAGGUGGAAACUUUUUGGGCCAGUUAACCGGAGGAUGGGGAGGCUGUAAAAGGAAAUGUUAACGCAUUAAAUUAAUCAGAAAUUA